GUGUAAACUGAUACAUGAUUUAUGUUCUACACAAUAAUUAUUAUUGUUCAAUCAUUGAUUAACAACUUAUUACACCUCAGAGAUAUUGGUCCUUCUAUAUCUAUAUGACCGGUUUCAGUCAGUAAAAUGCGAUAGAGAAACCUAAGAGACCGAUCACUAUUUUUUGUUUUAUGGACCGUUCGGGGUUACACACCACUAAAUGUGCACUGUGUUGAAGUGUUUUAUUGAACCGCAUUGACACUAUUUCAGCUUUAACAAGAUGCAAGUAUAUGGAGUCAUUAGACACAGAGGUCAUUGUCUUACUAUUGAAGAAAGGCUCUCAGAUAGUGGAAAACUAUGGUACACCAGUAGGAAAACGCUUUUUACAAGAAAAGUCUGAGAUUGUCCAACAGUUUGUAUGUUACUGUCAGAGACCACCUGAAACUGUUGACAGUCAAAGUGAGCAUGGAGGUGUCAAGAAUGAAGUAACUUCAGGCAAUGCUGAUGACCAUGUUAAAGGAAAUGUUUGUCGCAACCAUGAGGAAAGCGUUCCCGUUGUUCAAGCCACGUUGCAUCAUAAAGUGGAAGAGAAUAAUUUACUUUCUACGACCGACAACUGUAUCAUAGAAACAGUAAAUCAAACUACUAAGUUUACCUGUCUAAUUUGCUGUCAAGACUUCUCCUGUAAGACAAGCUAUGCUGGCCAUGUAAGAACAUGUGACCUGAACAAGUCAUUCAGAUGUCGAGAAUGUGAUUGCACAUUCCAAACAGAAAAUCAGUAUGUAAAUCACAAACAAGAACAUGGUGCUGGACAGCUUUUUCAUUGUAACAAAUGUGACAAAGUGUACAAAUCCAAGAAGUCCUUAAACAAUCAUAGUCGAAGCAUGCACACUAAUAACAGAUAUCAGUGCAAAAUUUGUGGUAAGUUCUUUAAUUACUCGCAUGGUCUAGCCAGACAUGAAAAAUCACAUUCAGAUAUUCGCGAUUACAAGUGUUCAUUUUGUGACAAGGCUUUCAAGAACAAGAAGGAUCGUGUAAACCACGAAAAUAAUAUGCAUACCAAAGAGAAUCAGUAUAUCUGCCAUUUGUGUGGCAAAACAACAGCUAGCCCUACUGUGUAUAGAAAUCACAUGAGGAAACACGAAGGAAAGCCCAUCAAGUUGGCCAGGAGUUGUAGGUAUUGUGGGGAAAGUAUGACAAACUACACGGCAUUGGUGCGGCAUAUAAUGAAACUACAUGAACAAGAAGACCUGGAUCACAAGGUCCCCUUGUUACGUCGCUGUCCCGUCUGCAGCAAGGUCUUCCCACAGCGCAGCAUAAAGAUACAUGAAGAUUCUCAUGUUGGAAUCAAGCGCUUCACAUGCAAUUGCUGUCAGCGUAGGUUUUCAUGCGCACCAAAUUUGCAAGCACACCUGCGAACUGUCCACAGAGACACUCCGAUGUUUUGUGCCAUGUGCUCUGUACACUUUACUAACAGAAUGGCCUGGAAUAACCACCUUGCCUCGCAUGUGGAUAGUGUUUGUUGAGAAGUUGUUCUUCACAGAAUUUCUUUGUACAAUUUAACUAGUAUUUGUGAAAACCUCAAAAAGUGUCUCGUGUUCAUUUUAACAAGUCCUCUUUACUUGAUGGAUUGCUGCUCAACAUUUUGUUCUGAAAUAAUAAUCACAAAUCAGAUCAGUUUAAUCGAUGCUACAUCAACUAAUGCAUGUCAAUUGUUGAUUACCCACAUUGAACACCUACCAGGUACUCAUGCUGUUCAAUAGAGUGGAGUGUAGUGAUCGAAUGUUCAGGAAUUUGAUUGUUCACAUAAAAAUGCAUUUUUUGAUACAUUGAAGUCAUUUUAAAUAAUUGGCUAAUACAAACUCAAUUUUUUGUUUAAAGUGACGACAUUUUUUUAAAUACUGCUACCUAUGCUUUUCCACUAUUGGCAGUAGUAUUGAAGUGUUGUAAAAUUAUCAUUUCAUUGCAUGUGUUGAAAUCUAACUGAUGAUGUGUUAUCCUGUGUUUUGAACAAUAUUUUGUGGCAGGGUAUGUUGUUUUCUUAACAGUUGUUACAAUACAUCAUAGCCACUAAAUAUUGUAUAUGUGAGUUGUUGAGCAACAAUUGGCAUAACACAUAGGUUCAUUGUAUAAUUGUAAUUUAUACAAAUGUAUUUGGUAGUAAUGUUAUAUAUCAAAUAAACAUUUAGAUUGUGA
Molecule: messenger RNA, 2175 nt
Organism: Dreissena polymorpha
Lineage: Eukaryota; Metazoa; Mollusca; Bivalvia; Myida; Dreissenidae
Product: gastrula zinc finger protein XlCGF52.1-like
Exons: 4
Coding region: 270-1505 (411 amino acids)
Source: RefSeq, a predicted model, not a curated record